Scutellospora calospora is the source of this 512-nucleotide messenger RNA. The record is from the annotation of a GenBank genome assembly. Lineage: Eukaryota; Fungi; Glomeromycota; Glomeromycetes; Diversisporales; Gigasporaceae.
AACCUACUAUAGUGACACUAAAUCCUUUGUCUAUAGAGGUGAAUGAAGAUAAAUAUCUUCUCGAACAUCUUCUUAACACACUAGGGAUGAUUGAAGAAGCGUCCAGAGUAAUAUCAAUGCUUAGGUCACGUAUUAAACACGUACGGGAUCUUGCUAAUCAAAGCAGUGCGUCAGGUAGAAAACGCUCCAAAGUGGCAUUUUUUGAAUGGACAUCACCUAUAUAUCUUGGUGGUCAUUGGACUCCGCAAUUGAUUCGAUGGAGUAAUGGUAUGCAGGUGGUGGCAGAUUGUAAAGACGGUGACAUCGCUGAGAUGGGUGCUCCCCCGUCGGUUCGCGUUCCUCCUGAGGAUAUUAUACGUGAAAAACCCGAAAUUCUCAUAAUUUGUCCGUGCGGGCUUGAUCUUGAUGCUGUAAGAAAAGAAUACAAAGAAACAUUAUUACCUUCAGACUGGUGGCCUUCACUUGCCAAAUAUGCAUCGAAAAUUGCAUUGGUGGACGGAAGUCAGGUUUGA